UGUCUACUACUAAUUACAUUAAUUUACGUGUACUGAUUUAUUGUUAACUAACGAACAAACCCGCUCCAGUGUGAAAUUCCGACACUUCCAUUAGCACGAGAGCAGUAGCACAGCUCACUUCCUUUGCCCUGGCGGUCGCCAUGGCGACGGCUUACGCGGCUACUAAUGCUGUAGGCUGAAGUUUAUGUAGAGGAGUUUGACCUGCUCCGACACUUUAAAGCUAAGUAGCUAAUGUUAAAAGAGUCGACCUGCAGCGUGAGGUGUUACUGGCUGCGUCAACAAGAAGUUCGCGUCAAAAAGACUCGGAGCAGAGGCUUUUCAGUGAGCGUGCUCCAGAGGAAUGGGAGCCUGUGGCCAACAUGUCAGACUCACUGAUCACUGCUCAUGAGUCAAAGCCUCAGUGUAGUGACGGAAAAGCUGCAGACAAGGAGGGAGAGCUCCCCGUUGAGGCGGACGUGGGGUCUGUGGGGUCCAACUCAGCAGAUGACGUCACAUCACACACACCUGACUCCUCCCAUCAUGUCACAUGGGCCGUUCACGUUGCCUUGGCCGUUCCAGGAGAAGAAGCUGAAGCCCCUGAAAAGGCCAAGAAACAGAAUGUAGGCUCAUCUAAUGUCCCCACAAAAGCCAACAAAGCUCAGAGCUGUUACCACGUUGAGUACAAGUUGUUAAGUGACAUGGAGCCAGUGAAAGUGGACCUCGUGUUGUUAGGGCCAUUAGCAAGAAUGUACACAGAAGAUGAGAGCAAGAUUCUGAGAACGUGGCAGGAACGCGGUCAGAUAUGGAUUUGCUGGACCCAAAGGUUCAAAAUCAACGCCAGCAGAGACACGUUGAUGAGUCUUCGCCACCAGAAGAUCAGGCUGCAGAUAUGGAACAGCAGGGACCGACUGUGCAGCCAGGCUCGCUAUGAAAGACUGCGAGUGUUCAGAACGGCACCGGAUCAGGCUGAGGCAGCGAGCCACGUGUGUGCUGGUAUCAGGACCAUGGUCUUGGAGCUCAGAGAAAGGUGUGAGAGGAUGUCCAGCAGGUGCAAAAAGAAUAAAAGAGACACACUGUUGAGCUCGGCUUCAAAUGUGGACUCCGAAACAGUGACGCCUGCUGCCUGUGAAGACGUGACCAACAGUGGCUCCACCUCCGCUGAGAUGAGUCUCGUCCGGUUCCUGGCAGGUGAGACGUCGGUGGCCCAGCAGUUCCUGGUCCACUCUGCCGGCGUGUUUGAGAUCCUGUGGAGCAUCUGUUUGGACAGACCUCUGCUGUCUGACCAGCUCAAAGCUGAACUCAACCCACUGGUCAUAACUAUUCUGUCUGCCACCUCUCUGCCCUCAUCCCCAGUCCCGUUCCACAUUCUGCAGGAGAAAUGCAGGCCUGUAUAUUGUCAGUACCAGUUCCAUAAGCUGAGUGUGCACAGGACACGUGAUCACCAGCAUGCAGCCAGCAUCCAUUUCCAAGACGUGAAUGUGGUUCUGAUGGGCUUGAUGAGUCCCGCGGAGCUCCAGGAGCUCCUCUCUGGUCCCCCGCUGCAGAUAGAGGUCCACGACCGUGACACACCCCUGGAGAAGAAGCCGCGGCCUGCAGGCGUGCGUGGUCCAGGGCCGGAGGACGGCGCGCGGAGCCGAGCAGCACCAGCCCAGAACACGGCGCCGCCUCAGCCCCACGGGGUCGCCAGGCUCCGCCUCUCUGAGCUGCUUGAUGGGAAGCAGAGUAUAGAGCGGCAGCUGCCCAUCACACGCUGCUCUUCUCCGCCGCCGCUCAGGGGCUGCAGGGCUGCCGGCGAGCCGCCGGGCCACUACCUGGAGGCCAACUCUCAGCUGAAAGUCAAAGUUGAGCUGGCUCGGCCCCUCAGCUGCGGGAUGAAGCCCGGCCCCUUUGGGCGCAUCAUCUACCUACUGCAUCACAGCAACGUGUCCGCGAUGAGCGCGCUGAGGUCUCAGGUGCUCAGAACCAACGCGGCAGCCUUCGGUCUGGGCUCACGGCCUCUGGAGCACAUACAGCGAGCCCUGUCCAAUCACACGCUCCACUACAAGCUUGACCAGAGCGACAGUCUGGACUUCCUUUCAGGAUUCCACGUGUUAGAUAAGAGGACACAAAUCUUUGUUGUUGAAGGGCUGAAACACAAAGCGGUGAGGAGUCUGUGGGAGGCCGUUCCUAUGAAGCUGAGCAACAGCGAGGAGCAGCAGGUUACAGUCCUGUAUAACUCAGACCUGGGGUUCUUCAAGCGCAUGUAUGACUCAUUAGACGUUGGUCUGAGUCCCAUUCGUCUGCAUGAGCCGCUGGACAGCAUCAUGAGGCGGUGUGUCCUCUACGUCAGAGGCAGCGUCCCCCAGCCCUGCUUCCAAGCUUUAUCAAGGUUGAACCAGCUCCGCCACACAACACAGCUGAGCAGCGUGGUUCAGUACGACCUCCUGCCCUCAGCAGACAUGAUCCUCAGCCUGAUGCAAGUGCACGGCGCCCGCGUUGACCCGUGGGAGCUCGAGGCUGCAGCCAACGCUGAGGCUGAGGUCUGGCCCGUCCGUGCGAGGCCACGCCUCCGCACACGCCUCCGCACACGCCUCCACACACGCCUCCACACACGCAGCACACACUCCAGCCUGCGCAGGCACAGCGCUCAGCGGAGGGACUUCAUCCAGGAAAACAUUGAAAAGCUGCAGGAGGAAAGUGAGCGGAGGCAGAAGCCAGAGGCUCCGGUGCUAAGGAUCCUACAGACUGAUCCUGGACCAGUACACAACUACAGCACACAGACCUUCAACUCCAGUGAACAGGCCAAGGAGCUGCUUCAGAAAGAGAUGGCGAAGGUUCCGGGGCGCAGGUUCACAUACAGUCAGAGCUACCACGGUGCCACCGUAGAACCGGGACGCGUGACCUCUCAACGUGACUCCGCCUCCACAUUCUGGAUCACGAGUACGCGAGACAAGCGUGAGGCGCAGCUUCAGCUCCUGGACUCGGCUCGUGUGGAGGAGCUGCGGACGCCGUGGAGGGAGAACAUCCUUCACGCCAACAUACUGCAGCCCGUGGUUCUGAGGGACCGCUGGACCUGGAGCCAGCGCCACCAGGACUUUCAGCUGUACAGCAGAGCCCCGGCCUUCUUCAGCUCAGCUCCCGUCACCAUUCACCUGGCUGGAAACGUACUGCAGCAGGAGCAGCUCGCGGCGGCGAGGGCUCAGUACAGUCGCUGGCUGAAGAAGCUGCUUCCUGACAGCAGCAGCAGCAGCAGCAGCAGCGAGCCUUCUCACAGACCCAACCCAGGAUUCAAGUGUCACAUGGGAGGAAACUAUGACACACUUCAGGAUAUACUGAAAGAUGAGCCUAAGAAAUAUUCACUGAGGAAGCCGGGUCUGAGGCUGAAGCCUGUGCCUCAACUGUCUGUGAUGAGCGUGGCGUCAGACAAAGCAGAGGUGAAGCAGGAGGCCUUGGCUCCAGGUCCCUGUGUGACCUGCAGCCUUAGUGACAACAACGUCAUCCCCAGACACGCCUCCCCGUGCAAGCAGCAUCACCACACUCAGCAGCACUGCUUCCUGUACAAGAGGAGCGCUCGGCCCCCGACAGACCAGGAGAGGAGCACCUGCAGCUCCCCUCAGUAGGGGGCAACCUGAUGGGGCUGCACUUCCUGCAAAACAGGCGGUAAAAUAGGGACUGAUGUUAGAGCACGUUGGCUGGAACCUUGUAAAAACCAUCUGUACGUAUCCAGAAACAGUGCUUAUAUUUGAAGCUGA
Betta splendens (Siamese fighting fish) is the source of this 3710-nucleotide messenger RNA. RefSeq names its product cilia and flagella associated protein 92 (putative) (gene cfap92). Lineage: Eukaryota; Metazoa; Chordata; Actinopteri; Anabantiformes; Osphronemidae. The coding region runs from base 360 to 3578 and encodes 1072 amino acids. The record is from RefSeq and is a predicted model, not a curated record. The transcript has 16 exons.